Molecule: messenger RNA, 1023 nt
Organism: Strongylocentrotus purpuratus (purple sea urchin)
Lineage: Eukaryota; Metazoa; Echinodermata; Echinoidea; Camarodonta; Strongylocentrotidae
Product: alpha-1A adrenergic receptor-like
Exons: 1
Coding region: 1-1023 (340 amino acids)
Biological process (GO): G protein-coupled receptor signaling pathway
Cellular component (GO): membrane
Molecular function (GO): G protein-coupled receptor activity
Source: RefSeq, a predicted model, not a curated record
AUGAAUAACACGAACGUUUCUGUUGAUAUCGAGUGGGGCUGGGUCCCCUUUACAUGGACAUGGUGGGUCAUAGUUCAACUUGCGUUUUCCAUAAUCGGCAUCGUCGGAAACAUUCUCGUCAUCGCCGUGAUCAUCCGCCGUAGUCACGCCCAGUUCGCCACCGAUGUCCUCAUCGGUAACCUAGCCGUAUCCGACUUCUUCACGUCCCUGUGGAUGAUACCCCGCCCCCAAAUGGAUUCGGUACCGUCUAACUGGAAAGGCAUGCUUUACUGCCGGAUCGAGUAUUCGAAUAGUUUAAUGUGGAUAUCCGCGGUGGCCUCAGUGUUCAUACUCACUGUGAUAUCAGUGGAGCGGCUAGUUGCUGUCAAGCAUCCGCUAAAAUUUAAGUUGAUUUUCACAGUUAAGCGAUCACUUCGCCUUGUUGGGCUAUCAUGGCUAGGAGCCGCCAUUUUGAAUGUGUACACUCUGGCCAUUUCUACAUACGACGACGAAAGUCAUGUUUGCCGUACUGAAUCCAUUGGAUAUGAAGUACAAAUGGCUGCCGGAGUCCUGCUGUUUAUGUUCAAAUACCUGAUACCAAUCGUCAUCAUGAUCAGUAGCCAUCUUGCCAUCAUCCGGGCACUUCGCGCACAGGCGCGCAGUUUUCAGACCGACGGACGCACCGUAAAUCAGCCCAUACAGCAAAUUUCGCUGACAAUGCGAAGGAUGACACGCACUGUGCUUAUUGUCGUCAUAUUCUUCAUCGUGUGCUGGUCGCCAGACCAAAUCUGUUUCCUUCUCUUCAACCUCGAACUCCUCCCUUCCUACAUGUACUCGGAUCAUUACCGGGUUUUCGUCUGCCUUGCUUUUGUCAAUUCAUGUUCAAAUCCGUUCAUCUAUUCCGUUAGAAACAAGAAAUUUCGUAACGAAUUGCUCGACUUGUUUUGUCUUUCACCAUCAAAGCGAAAAGGACUCGCACCGGUGUUUUAUACGUUAGUAAAGUCAAGGUACAUCAAAACAAUUUCAGGCAAAGAUCCCGUGUGA